Molecule: messenger RNA, 603 nt
Organism: Lathyrus oleraceus (garden pea)
Lineage: Eukaryota; Viridiplantae; Streptophyta; Magnoliopsida; Fabales; Fabaceae
Exons: 1
Coding region: 1-603 (200 amino acids)
Source: RefSeq, a predicted model, not a curated record
AUGGAAAUGGUGACCGAUCAGACUUUCAUUAAGAAAAAGUCAAAGAGAGAGAUGGAAGUGAGGCAAUUUAAAAAGUUCAUGGAGAUGCUCACGAUGUUACAAGUAAAUAUUCCAUUUUGUGAUGCCCUGGAACAAAUGCAUGUCUAUGCCAAAUUCAUGAAAGAGAUUCUAAAUGGUAAACACAAAUUAAAGGAUGAUGAAAAUGUUGCUUUAGUUGAGGAAUAUAGUGUCAUCAUUAAACAUAAGCUACCAUCCAAACUAUCAAAUCCAAAUAGAUUUACUAUUCUUUGCUCUAUAGGUUCAUUAGAAAUUGGUCAAGGACUGUGUGACUUAGGGGCGAUCAUCAAUUUAAUGCCAUUGUAUAUAAUGAAGAAAUUAAAUUAUGGAGAGCCAAAACCUGCAAAAAUGACUUUGACUUUGGUCGGCCGAUCAGUCACAUACCUCUACAGAGUACUGAAAGACGUGUUGGUAAUGGUUGAUGAUUUACUUUUUCCCACUGAUUUUGUCAUCUUGGAUAUGCCAGAAGAUUUCAAAAUACCAUUAUUGUUAGGAAGACCUUUCCUUGCUACAGGAAGGGCUUUGAUUGAUGUAGAAAGAGGAUAA